Habropoda laboriosa is the source of this 2508-nucleotide messenger RNA. Its product is annotated as U3 small nucleolar RNA-associated protein 14 homolog A. Gene Ontology annotation, cellular component: small-subunit processome; nucleolus. The transcript has 8 exons. Bases 1 to 2508 code for a protein of 835 amino acids. NCBI's taxonomy places the organism in Eukaryota, Metazoa, Arthropoda, Insecta, Hymenoptera, Apidae. The record is from RefSeq and is a predicted model, not a curated record. Gene Ontology annotation, biological process: rRNA processing.
AUGGACACAAUGCAAAAUUAUUCAGAUGAAAUUUUGGAUGAUACGGAACAAAAUGUAUCAAAAUUCCAUUUCAAACUUCUUGAUGCAGUAUCACAGCUUGAUAAAGGCCAAAGAAUAAACAAAGUAGAGAGAAGUGAACCUACAUUAGAAGUAUCAGAAUUUCAUUUAGUGAAAAGUGGAAUAUCUAAUAAAGAUGCAGUUAAAGUACAGGAUUUAGCCAAAGCAUUAGGAAAAAAGAGUCACUAUCUUGAUAUCACUAGAAGUUUGGACUCUACAAAAAAGAAAAUUCAUGUCUUACCAAAACCAUUAGAAAAACCUGCAGCAGAUCAAAUAAAAAGAGUAGUUGGUUUUAAAAAUGCAAAAGAGGAAUUAAAAAAAUGGAAUGCUGUAAUAACAAAGAACCGAAUUGCAGAGUCACUACAUUUUCCUUUAAAUCAGUCAUCAGUACAAUUCGAACAAUCUACAGAAUUUGUUAAAAGAUUUAGGCUUCAAUCAGAUUUAGAGAAAGAACUUGCUGCAUUAGAACCACAAAAAGAGAACAUUGAACAAAAAAAUGAUGAGUUCUCUUUGACAUUACAAGAAAUUGUUAUGAAGAGGAAGGAAGCUGCUAAAAUUAGAGCACAACAAUCUUAUAAAGAAGCAAAGGCUCGUCGUCAAAACAAAAUUAAAAGUAAAAAAUUUCACCGUAUCCAAAAAAAAGAAAAAAUAAAAUUGCAAUUAAAAGAAUUUGAAGAAUUACAAAAAACUGAUCCACAAGCUGCAUUAGAGAAGCUUGAACUGCUGGAUAAAUCUAGAGCUGAAGAACGAAUAUCGUUAAGGCAUAAAAAUACAGGAAAGUGGGCUAAGUCUAAACAAAUUAGGGCCAAAUAUGAUAAGGAAACUCGACAAGAACUUGCACAACAGUUAUCAGUUAGUCGAGAACUAACUCAGAAAUUAAAAAAAGUGAGUGAUAGUGAAGAAGAAGGUGAAGAUGUCAGGUCAUCCGUGCAGCUUUUUGUUAAUGAUAAAGAAAAUCCAUGGAUGGGAAGUGCUAAAACUGCAUCAGAAAUAAAUGAUUUUAUAAAAAGUUAUCGUAAAUAUUGGGAUAAUCAAAAUAAUCUGUUAAAAAAUGAACAAUUGAAUGAUAAUGCUAACAAUAAAAUUGAAAUCAAACAAAGGAAAACUUUAUCAGGGGAUACAAAUCCUCCUAAUGUUUUAAACGACCACAAUACUGAUACUAAUGUAGAUUUGUUUGAACUUCAAAAUAAUGGAAAAAUACCAGACAUAAAGACAGACUUUAAUAAAGAGAUAAUUUCAUCAGCAGAUUUAAAAUCCGUUUCUGUCUCAAAAGACAAAGAAGAUGUAGUAACAGCAAAAUCUGUUGUUAAAAAUGUAAAUAAUGUUUUAUGCAAUAGUAUUGCAAAAAAGACAGUUUCAAAUAAUAAUAGAAAAUCUAAUAAGAAUGUUAAAUUACAGAAAAAAAAUUUAAAUAAUAUUACAGCCACUUCUAGUUGGAAUGUUGAAUUAGUAGAAAAUACUAAUGUACAACAUGUGAUUAAUUCUUUGACAUUCAAUUCUCCAAAUAGCGAAAAAAUAGAUAAGAUAUUUAACUUCAUGGAAGAAAAAAUUCAAGAUCAAAUUAAGUCGAAGCUUGAACAUGUUACACAGAAUUAUGGUAGAAUUAAAAAAAAGAGAAAAUCCAAAUAUCUUAUAUUUAAGGAAGACAAUUUUGAUGGACUUGAAAUUCAAGCUAAGAAACAAAAACCUAUCUUAAAUUCAUCUCUAACUGAAAGCGUUAAUGAAUAUUCCUCGGAGUUAAAUAAUGAAUUGAAAAAUACUGAAUAUGUAAAAUAUGACAACACUUUGUUUACGCAUAAAUUAAACUCGUCUAAAAUAGAAAUAGACCCUAGUAAGUACAUAAAUGUAAAACCUAAGCAAUUAAAUACGGACCUUCCAGUUGAUAUUACUGAUGGUGAUGAAGUUUUGGACGAUAACGAAGAUGAGGAAGAAAGACGUAAUAUAGUAAGCGAAGCGUUCGCUGAUGAUGAUGUCGUAGAAGAGUUUAGAAAAGAAAAAGAAGAGAAGGCACAGGAAUCUCAGCCUAAGGAUAUCGAUUUAACACUACCAGGAUGGGGUGCUUGGGGUGGAAAAAAUAUUAAAGUACCAAAACAUAAAAGAAGACGUUUUAUUAUGAAGGUACCUAAACAUUUACCCUGCAAGGAUGAAAAUAAGAGUAAUGUGAUAAUAUUUGAAGAUGACAAUGCUAAAAUAAAGGAACAUCAGGUUAAUGAGUUGCCACAUCCCUUUAAAAGUGUUAAAGAUUAUGAAGCUAGCAUUAGAAUGCCAAUUGGUAGAAACUUUAUACCUGAAAAUUCUCACAGAAAAUUAAUUGAACCUACUGUUAAAACACGUAUGGGAAAAAUUAUUGAACCAAUGAAUGACGAUGUUUUGAUUAAUAAAAAAGAAAAAAGGCGUCCAAAAUGUAUUUUUAAGAAAAAUAAAAUAAUUAAAGAGAAGAAAGUAAAAUAA